Messenger RNA from Xenopus laevis (African clawed frog), 3492 nucleotides. It is a transcript of the gene srbd1.L, whose product is annotated as S1 RNA-binding domain-containing protein 1. Lineage: Eukaryota; Metazoa; Chordata; Amphibia; Anura; Pipidae. Gene Ontology annotation, molecular function: nucleic acid binding; structural constituent of ribosome; mRNA binding. The coding region runs from base 146 to 3163 and encodes 1005 amino acids. Gene Ontology annotation, cellular component: cytoplasm; nucleolus; chromosome. The record is from RefSeq and is a predicted model, not a curated record. The transcript is spliced from 22 exons. Gene Ontology annotation, biological process: translation.
ACGUAAUACGACGUCACGACUUCCGGAAGCCGGCUUUGUGGUGCUGACGCUGGCGCUCCAUAGAAGGAAGUGGGGCAUGUGAACGAAGGGCUGCGGAGGCGCCGGAUUUAAAUGUCAGAAAGGCGUAAGGAAGGGAGUGCAAGAGAUGGCAGGAUUACCAAGAAAGGCCAAACAGAAUACCCUGGUCCCUAAACAAGAACUGUCGUUCAUGAACACAUCUGACUCUGAAGAUGACAAGGACUUUCAGGAAGAAGAUGAGUGGAAACCAGAAAAGAAAGCACCUAAAGCAAAGGCCCAGCAAAAAGCUUCUACUGCAAAGCCCCGAAAAGCUGCAGCAAAAAGCUCCACGGGCAAGGCAAAGUCCGAAGGAACCCCUCGUAAGCCAAGGAAGCCAAAAUCAACAAAACUUGAUACAAACACUGGGCAAGAAGCAUUACCAGGCCAAUUGACCAUUAAACAGGAGAAGAAAGCACCAAAGAAAACCCCUGUGAAGAAGAAAACCCCUGUGAAGAAGAAAACCCCUGUGAAGAAGAAAACGGUUCAAAGCAUAAAUCCUGAGGAAGUCCAUAUUAAAGAAGAGAGGAGAAGUUUAGGCAUUGCUGAUUUUCCUUCCACAAGUAGUUUGCCAAAGAGCACAUUAAUAAAGGAGGAGAAAGCAGAUAUGUUGUUGAAAAGAGAAGAACCUGAGGAUGAGGAACCCCCAGAUGAUUUUACAUUUGGAGAACCUCCCUUAAAAAAGUUGAAACCAUCCUCUGAUUCAUUUGGGAAGCCUGUAAAGCGCAUGAACCCCAGCGCCACCCAUGAGGGGCAUCAGAUGAACUGGAACUUUGUUGAGGUUCUCUCUGAGAAGACCAACGUUGAGCCAUGGGUUUGUUCAAACCUGAUCCAGCUCUUCCAGGAUGAGAACACAAUUCCCUUCAUUGCUCGAUACAGAAAAGAGCUUAUUAACAACCUGGAUGCUGACGCUUUACGAGAAGUACAGCAAGGACUGGAGGAGUUACGUUCUGUGGCGAAGAAAGCACAUACACUGAUAGAAAAACUGAAGAAAGAAGGGAAACUGAACUGUGGCUUGCACACAGCCAUGUUAAACUGCAGAUCAGCAGAUGAAAUUGAACAUGUGUACACCCCUUUCAAGACCGGUAGCAAAGGAACGAAAGCUCAAAGAGCCAAACAGCUUGGACUGGAAACUGCUGCAAAAGGUCUUAUUGAAACCCCUGCACAACUCAACCUAUGCUCGUAUAUUAGAAAUAAUGCUGAAGGCCUUUCAACGCUGCAGGAUAUAGAGACGGGAGUGCAACAUAUUUUAGCCGAUAUGUUUGCUAAAGACAAGGAUACUCUGGAGCACAUCAGGAAUAUGUGUAAGCAGAACAAUGUGACAAUCCACUCGACACUCGCCAAAGCCACAGGAAAGGAAAAAGAAGGAAAUGUGAAAGAUGUGGACAAGUUCCAUUUAUACCACGACUUUACUUGCAGUGUAAAUAGAAUCCAACACCAUCAGAUUCUGGCCAUAAACCGAGGGGAAAAUCUGAAAAUCCUGACAGUAAAGGUCAAUGUUCCUGACAGGGUGAAGGAUGCUUUCUGUCGGUGGUGUGUGAAUGAAAGGUGGAGACCAAAACAGUACGCAAGGCCAGAUCUCAUGAAAAUACUGCAUAACUCUGUUGAAGAUUCAUACAAGCGACUGAUAUAUCCUCUUCUUUGCAGGGAAUACAGGUCAAAAUUAACUUCAGAUGCAGAGAAAGAAUCCAUAAUGAUGUUUGGACGAAACCUGCGACAGUUGCUUCUUGCAAACCCCGUUCGUGGGCGGACGAUAAUGGGGGUUGAUCCUGGGUAUAAACAUGGCUGCAAGCUUGCGAUCAUCUCCCCCACUAAUCAGAUCCUGCACUCGGAUGUUGUGUACCUGCACACUGGUCACGGACGUGGUAUCCAUGAAGCAGAGAAGAUUAAGAGGCUUCUACUUAACUUCAACUGCUGCACAGUUGCCAUUGGAAACGGAACGGCCUGCAGGGAAACGGAGCGCUAUUUCGCCGAUUUAAUUCAGAGGAAGUUUUUUGCGCCUCUUGACGUCGUCUAUUGCAUUACCAGUGAAGCGGGUGCCUCUAUUUACAGUGUGAGCCCAGAAGCCGCUAAGGAAAUGCCGGACCUGGAUCCGAACCUUCGCAGUGCAGUUUCCAUAGCAAGACGUGUACAAGAUCCAUUAGCUGAGCUUGUGAAAAUUGAGCCCAAACACAUUGGCGUUGGAAUGUACCAGCACGACGUCUCCCAGACUUUGCUAAAAGGCACGCUGGACAGUGUUGUGGAAGAGUGUGUGAGCUUUGUGGGAGUGGAUAUAAACAUUUGCUCUGAAACACUGCUCAGGCAUAUUGCUGGGCUGAAUUCUGUAAGAGCCAAGAAUAUCAUAGAAUGGAGAGAGACAAAUGGUCCAUUUAUUAACAGAGAGCAGCUCAAGCUUGUCAAAGGUCUGGGUCCUAAAUCCUUCCAACAAUGUGCCGGCUUUAUUAGAAUUAACCAGGAGUACGUCCGAAGUUUUUGCAGGGACCAACCAACCGGAGGAACAGACCCAGCCAAUCCCAGCCGCAGUUCUUCUAAACAGGGCAAAAAGACAAGUAAAACAGCUGCAAGUGUGUCCUUAAAGCCAAACCCUUUGGAUCAAACUUGUAUCCACCCUGAGUCAUACAGUGUAGCAACGAGGUUCCUUGUCCUGGUGGGUGGAAACACCAACGAUACCGGCACUCCCAAAAUAACAGACCAAGUUAACAGGUUCACUCAACAAGCGGGAGUUGAAAGUGUUGCCCAGAAACUGAACACAACUGUGCACACGUUACAGCUAAUUAUCGACGGCCUCUGCCAGCCCGAAGGCUUUGAUAUCCGCACAGAGUUUGACAAAACCGUCUUUAAGACAAAUAUCGUCUGCCUUGAAGAUCUCCGAGUUGGAACCAUCCUGACGGGCAAAGUGGAGAACGCUACUUUGUUUGGCGUUUUCGUUGACAUCGGCGUGGGUAAAGCAGGACUGAUCCCCAUGAGAUUUAUAACCGAGGCGAAGCUUCCUAAACCGAAGAGGAGAAGAAGUCUCGGCCUUGGACCUGGAGAGCGAGUGGAAGUGAAAGUUAUUAGCAUUGACAUCAAGCAGUCAAGGAUAUCACUUGAUCUUCUUCGAGUUCUCUGAUUAAUGUUUCCUUAAGAAAACAGUAAAGCACGAGGGAUUAUUGUUGACAGAACUUCCCUUCUCAACAUGACUUCGACUCCGGAGCAGAAUCUGCCUCCUGUCGUUCCUCAGCUGCGCUACUGGAAGCACGGAAGCCCAACGACACCUCUGGUGGUUUUAUAUGUAUAUAUAUUUUUCUGUUUGUUUAUGUGUUUGUUUUAAAUGGUUUAGUUAAGCCAAGGCAAACACAGGGCUGCCCUCCGCUCCUAUGUAAAUAUUCAGAAAAUGAGUCCGGCUGUACUUUUGAUUUGGUUGGAAUUUUGUUUUAUUUUUAUAAAAAUACAGUUUCG